UGUACAGUACAUACUCACCCUGGUAGAAUGGGCAGGAGCUCGUGGCGUGCUCAGAGUUGUCGGACAUGUCUUGCACGGAAGGUCAAAUGUGACAAGGCGCGGCCAACGUGCUGUCGGUGUCGGUCUUCGAAUCGGGAGUGUGGGGGAAGCAGUAGUACUACGCCAACGCACGGCACACACACUCUCCUCCACCCCAGCCAGCAAUUAAUGGCAGAAUACCAGAGUCAAACCCAGCUACUCGCGCAAUUUCUGCACGAUUACCUCCCGCCCAAGACCCGGCGCGCAGUCACCUACCCAUCGCCGCUACACUGGGCCGAGACGUUUUUCACCCUCCUGGAGUCCGGAUCACCAAUCGUGCACGCGUCGCUCGCCGCGCUCACCCUAACGCACACCGCGAACACCCGGCACGACGACGCGCUCGCCCAGCAGGGCCGCCAUCAGUACGAGCUAGCGGUACAGCAGAUCCGAGCCCUGCCUGCGCUCACGCAGCCGACGGACCUCAUCCGCUCCGGCAUGAUCCUUGCCCUGUACGAGUCAUGCACCCACUCGCCAGGCCAGGGCAAUGCGUGGCAGAUCCACGUGCAGGCCGCCUGUAACCUCGUACGGCAGCUGGCUGCACCUGCGCUGGCGCUGAGCAAGCAGGACUUGCGUCGGCUGCGGACUGUUGAUUUCCUCCGCAUCUGUAUCGAUGGGCAGAUCAUCUCCCCGCCGAACCUCGAGCUGCCCGCUGAGCCGGCAACGGAUGUAUUUGAUCGGCUGCUGGAUAUCUUGUACCAGAUCAUGCACACGUUAGCUGCCGUGCGGCGGAAGACACGACUGGAUGGUCUCAAUCGCGAUUCUGCCGAGCUAUUGAUGCGGAGGGCUGUAGUCCAUGAAGCGCAGCUACUGGAUUGGUACCGGGGACUGCAAUCCGAGGACGGGGGUAUGGUCAUCUCCCGGCCAGCUGCUGUAUCGAGGGAAGCUACAAAAAAAAACGCGUUAGCUUUCUCGAACCCUUCAGUCAUCCCGCUGAUGCUGCUGUACUGGCUGGGGAUGGUAGCGGUGUAUGCUUCCACAGCCGAGACGCUCCAGACACUCGCGCAAUCCAGGCAAUUUGCAACAUCGACGACCUUGCCUCAGAGACUGAACAAGGCUGAUAGCCUGUGUCGCCACUUUGCGAACCGCAUCCAUCAACGCCACGCCGGAUGCGCGGGCCUGGGCCUGGGCACUGCUAUCCUGGCCGCUGCAACUGCGGCAGCUGCACGGCAGAUAUGCGCGAGUCGGCAGUAGGAGCGUCUGGGUGCUCUGGAGGAGAACCCUCAGACCCCCCUUUUCUUU
Aspergillus homomorphus CBS 101889 is the source of this 1317-nucleotide messenger RNA. RefSeq names its product Zn(II)2Cys6 transcription factor. The transcript has 4 exons. NCBI's taxonomy places the organism in Eukaryota, Fungi, Ascomycota, Eurotiomycetes, Eurotiales, Aspergillaceae. The record is from RefSeq and is a predicted model, not a curated record. The coding region runs from base 28 to 1269 and encodes 413 amino acids. Gene Ontology annotation, molecular function: DNA-binding transcription factor activity, RNA polymerase II-specific; zinc ion binding. Gene Ontology annotation, biological process: regulation of DNA-templated transcription.